AUGACAAUCACAAACGGAGUUGGGCCGGCCGGAGUCGCGGAGCCCCGAUCCAGCGGCAUUGAUGUAAUUAUUGUAGGGCUGGGGAUUGCGGGGCUGGUGGCCGCCAUAGAGUGCCAUUACAAGGGGCAUAGGGUGAUCGGGCUGGAGAAGAGUCCCGAAAUUCGUGUUUUAGGGGAUAGCAUCGCACUGGGCAGUAACGCCACUAAAGUAUUGCGGGCGUGGGAACAUGGCAGAGUGUACCUUCAGCUCGUCGCGCAAUCGGAUGAUGUGGCCGCCAUGGAGGUCCUCGAUCCCGCGGGAAAGCUUUAUGCCAUGGAUGUGAUGGAUGGCUAUGGCAUUGGAGAGGGCAUGAUUAUUCAUCGGGGCACACUCAUCACCAUUCUGUAUCGCCAUGCAGCCUCCUUAGGGAUUGACUUACGGUUCGGAUCAGAGGUCACCGAAUAUUGGGAGUCGAAGAAUGACAAUCAGGCGGGUGUGACAGUGAAUGGAUACCAGAAAAUCUCUGCUGACUGUGUCAUCGGCGCGGAUGGUGUGCACAGUAAAACUCGAGAUUUUGUGCUCGGAUAUCGUAUUCCCACGCAGAACACCGGGUUGGCCGCGUAUCGGUCAUGCUUUCGUGCGAAACUUGUCGAGGGGGAUCCGGGAGCCGCAUGGAUCUUGAAGGAAGUAGGCGAGCGAGAUCGUAUGCGGAGAUACAUUACCGAUGGAGGCCUGGGGCUGACCCUGGCCACGGGGAAACGGGGACAGAAUGUGAUCUGGCAGGUUUGGCACCGAAACGAUGCGCAAUCGGCCGAAAGCUGGGAGAACACCUCCAAGACUCGUGUGGAGGAUGCCCUGGCACUCUUGAUAGACUGGCCGAUCUACCCAAAGAUCGCCGACGUCCUCAGGCAUACACCUAGCGAUACGCUGGCGGACUACAAAAUCAUCGCCCGUGAUCCUCUGCCGCGUUGGAUCUCAAGUGGGGGACGCAUCAUGAUCCUCGGCGAUGCCGCCCACGCCAUGUCCCCCAUUGCGGGCCAAGGGGGUGGGCAGUCCAUUGAAGAUGCGGCGACGCUGGCCAUUUGUCUUGAGCUGGCGGGCAAGUCGCGGGUGCGCCUAGGUCUGCAAGCCGUUCAGGCCCUCCGAUACCAGCGGACGCGUCUCAUCCAGGAGAGUGGGAAUGCCAUCUACGCGCAGAUGCGCGAUCCCGACUGGGAGGCGAUCGAGAAGAAUCCGGCGAUGAUAAAGUUUCCCCGACCUGAGUGGAUUUUUGGAUAUGAUGUUCACCGGGAUGUUUAUGAGGAGUUUCCGGUGAUCCAACGAGCAAUUCAGGAUGGCAGCAAGUACAGACCGCGCAAUGUUCCGGAAGACAGCGAAUAUCAUAUUGCGCAUGACUACAAGGCGAAUGCCUAA
This is a messenger RNA of Penicillium waksmanii, 1392 nucleotides long. RefSeq names its product FAD-dependent oxidoreductase. NCBI's taxonomy places the organism in Eukaryota, Fungi, Ascomycota, Eurotiomycetes, Eurotiales, Aspergillaceae. The transcript has 3 exons. Gene Ontology annotation, molecular function: monooxygenase activity; FAD binding. The record is from RefSeq and is a predicted model, not a curated record. The coding region runs from base 1 to 1392 and encodes 463 amino acids. Gene Ontology annotation, biological process: secondary metabolite biosynthetic process.